CCUAUAAUUUUUACUUGGAAAAUUGUACUCUAGUUUUGUGUUUUUUUAGUGUAGAACGAUACAAAAAGGAAGAGAGCUAAUUAUAUUUAAAUUUAUUUUUAAUACACUAAACGAAACAUCAAUUGUAGCAUCUAAAUACGCUGAAUUUUUAAAACUAGGAAUCAAGAAAACUUCCCCUCUAAGAACUCAAAUUGUAAAAGAAACAAAUCACCCAAAAACUUUUCAUUUCUAAGUGGGAAAAACACCACAGUUAGGACUGCUCUUUUUUUCCUGUAAUUUACUGUUUUUAUGAGCAUCACUAUGCGUCAAAAAGAUCUACGCCCAGCCCCGGCUCUAAUAGAGUACAAGGGCAUGAAGUUCCUAAUCACCGAUCGACCUUCAGACAUAACAAUUAAUCAUUACAUUAUGGAACUUAAGAAGAACAAUGUCAACACUGUGGUGCGUGUUUGUGAGCCAAGCUAUAAUACAGUCGAGCUGGAGGCACAGGGCAUCAAUGUCAAGGAUCUGGCCUUUGAGGAUGGCACCUUCCCGCCACAAACAGUCGUUGACGAGUGGUUUGAGGUCUUGAAGGAUAAAUAUCGACAAACUCCAGAGGCCUGUGUGGCCGUUCAUUGUGUGGCUGGUCUGGGACGAGCUCCUGUUUUGGUGGCCCUGGCACUGAUCGAAUUAGGCUUGAAAUAUGAGGCAGCUGUGGAAAUGAUUAGAGAUAAACGACGUGGCGCCAUCAAUGCCAAGCAGCUCUCAUAUUUGGAGAAAUACAAGCCCAAGGCGCGUUUAAAGCACAAAAAUGGCCAUAAGAAUUCAUGUUCUGUGCAAUAGAUUUCCAAACACCAUAUGUAUAUUCCCACCAGAUAAAAAGUGUUCAUUUUUUCAAAAAAAAAAAAAAAAAAACAAAAGGAGAAGAAAAAGAAAGUAAAAGUAAAAGUAAAGAAAAAGCGGAUUGAAAGGAAUUAAAACAAAAAGAGAGAAUCACCCAGAAACACCACAAAAAAUCCCAUAGGCGAACAAAUUGAAUCACAGCCCCUCCCCAGCCCCCCAGUAAUUAUUAUAAAAAAAUCUCAAAUUUCAUAAUGUAUUGGCAUCCAAUUGUAAUUUUUUGUAUGUAUUAUUUAAUGUAAUUUAUUGUUAUUUUAUGAUUUCCGAAAACCCCACAAAAACCAAUGCUAAAAGAAAUUUCGAUUCACGAUACCAUAUUCACAGACAUUGUAAUUAUAUAGAUGAUGUUUAGGGCCCCAAAUACCCCAUAAAAUGGUUGUAGAAAUGGGCCACCCCCCCACGAAACGUAGUUUACAUUUACAUAUUAUUCUGGAAACAAAAGAAAAACAAAAAAAGCUACUACUCUGGAAUAAACAGAAAUACGAGCAAAAGAGAACACACAGAAUGUGGAACAGUAGAGGUAUCCAUCCCUUAGACCCAAAUUAAACAGAUAAAACAAACAAGUGUAGAGUGAACAAAAAUAUAGAUACUAUAUAUACAGAUAUAUAUAUAUAUAUAUAUAAACCAAUUAAGCGGAGCGGCAGACAUAGACAGAAUUUAGACACCACGAAAAAUGUACUUAAUGCGGUAUUUAGUUGUGAAAUUUUGAAUACUUUCGAUAUGGUUUUUGUAUGCUUACUCUCUCUUCUUUAGCUGCUAUCAACGAACGGAAUUAUAUGUCUAAAUACUUGAUUUUCUACUUGCAUUAUACAAUUACAUAUAUAUUAUAUA
Molecule: messenger RNA, 1707 nt
Organism: Drosophila miranda
Lineage: Eukaryota; Metazoa; Arthropoda; Insecta; Diptera; Drosophilidae
Product: protein tyrosine phosphatase type IVA 1-like
Exons: 4
Coding region: 289-819 (176 amino acids)
Biological process (GO): protein dephosphorylation
Cellular component (GO): nucleus
Molecular function (GO): phosphatase activity
Source: RefSeq, a predicted model, not a curated record